This is a messenger RNA of Cladophialophora carrionii CBS 160.54, 237 nucleotides long. RefSeq lists its product as uncharacterized. The annotation marks the transcript as partial. The record is from RefSeq and is a predicted model, not a curated record. NCBI's taxonomy places the organism in Eukaryota, Fungi, Ascomycota, Eurotiomycetes, Chaetothyriales, Herpotrichiellaceae. The transcript has a single exon.
GCGAGACUACUGCAUUUCUCCGGAUCCGGUACCUGCGCCAGUGGCACUGAUCGCGACGCCAUCGACGAAUGGGUCUUCGACAGCGAUGCCUUCUACUAUUAUAGGAACUGGUGGGAGGCACAUUACAAGUAUCAGUGUCCGGGCUGUGGCACCGACUUUCGAUUUGUCAGUGCACUGUGUCAGCAUGUCGCGACCGAUGCGUGUGACUGGAAUCCGGAGCAGACUUUUCAGGACAUU